AUGACAGAAGAGGAUCCCCUCUCCCUCGACCGCAUCCGUAAUAUUCUCGUCCGUCUUGAGGAUACCAUCAUCUUCAAUGUCAUCGAGCGCGCUCAGUUCGCUCAGAACCCGCGCAUCUACGAGCGGGGCGCCUUCUCUGAACUCAAAGAGCUUGGCUUCGAGGGCUCAUGGCUCCAGUGGUUCCUCAAAGAGACCGAGUCCUUCCAUGCCAAAGCACGUCGAUACACGAGCCCAGACGAGUACCCGUUCAGCUCAGGCCUGCCCAAACCCGUUCUGGCACCUCUCGACUUCCCCAAGAUCCUCUACCCCAACGACAUCAACGUGAACCCGUCCAUCCUCUCUUUCUACACGCGCUUCUUUGUACCCCGCAUCACCCGGCACAAGUCCCUCUCCCUCGCCGCGUUCAAGCGCUCCAAGGGCAUCAUAGGCGACGCCGAGUACGACGAUGACGGUAACUACGGUUCUGCUGCAACGAUGGACAUCGAGGCACUCCAGUCCAUCUCCAAGCGCGUCCACUACGGCAAGUUCGUCAGUGAGAGCAAGUUCCAGGCACACCCCGGCGACUUCAUCCCACACAUUCUCAACCGGAACAUCCCCGCCCUCGAGGCACUCAUCACGAAACCCGAGGUCGAGCGCAAGCUCCUGCAGCGCCUCCGCAAGAAGGCGAUCACCUACGCCCAGGACUUCGCACCCAGUGGCGACACCAUUACGGACUCACACCUCAAUGGGUCCGGUAAAGUCGACGUCGAUGGCGUCGUGGAGUUGUACGAAAACUACAUCAUUCCUCUAACAAAAGAGGUGGAGGUUGAGUACCUUCUCCACAGGCUUGAUGGGCUUUCGGAAGAGGAGAUUGACGAGCUCGCCAAACGGUAG
This is a messenger RNA of Coniophora puteana RWD-64-598 SS2, 873 nucleotides long. Its product is annotated as chorismate mutase. The coding region runs from base 1 to 873 and encodes 290 amino acids. Lineage: Eukaryota; Fungi; Basidiomycota; Agaricomycetes; Boletales; Coniophoraceae. The transcript is spliced from 3 exons. Gene Ontology annotation, molecular function: chorismate mutase activity. Gene Ontology annotation, biological process: aromatic amino acid biosynthetic process; chorismate metabolic process. The record is from RefSeq and is a predicted model, not a curated record. Gene Ontology annotation, cellular component: cytoplasm.